Molecule: messenger RNA, 846 nt
Organism: Priceomyces carsonii
Lineage: Eukaryota; Fungi; Ascomycota; Pichiomycetes; Serinales; Debaryomycetaceae
Exons: 1
Coding region: 1-846 (281 amino acids)
Source: RefSeq, a predicted model, not a curated record
AUGGCUCCUUUCGUCUUGGGAGAAGAUAAUGUCAAGGAAACUCGAAAAUGCUUGAGGGCCCUUUUGGCACAUAUUCACUCUGAAAAAGGCUUGAAUAAAAGAGAACCCAUUUAUUUAAUCAUUAAUACCAAAAUAGCAUUAACGAGACAGAAAGACUAUAUUCCUCGUAUAAUACCGUUAUCAAAAGGACUCGAAAAGCUUUCCGAUAAAUCUGUUCUCUUAAUAACAAAGGAUCCCUCAACUCACUAUAGAGCUGAGUUGACACUGUCAGGAUCUCUGACUGAGGAUGUAUUCAAUCAUAUAUACUCGAUGAAGAAGCUAAAAGCGUUAUCUUCCGAGACUAGAAAAAUCGAUAAAUUAUUCAAAGAGUUCGAUAUAGUGGUUGCCGAUAACAGAGUGCAUAAGUUUCUUCCAGACCUUCUUGGAGCCAAAUUUUAUCAAAAAAACAAAAAGGUGCCAUUUAUGUUGCAGAUGGCUAAACCAGACCACAAUGCUGUCUUGACUACUGGAAAAAAAUCGCACAAGCUUAAAGAUGAACGCUGUGAUCCACGAUAUGUGUACCAACAGAUGAAAGCCAUAGUCAAAAAUACCUACUACAUCCCACCUGCUAAUGGGAAUUGCAUAUCUAUAAAAUUCGGUUUCACUGAUUGGAAAGUUGAUGAAUUAUUGGAAAACAUCAAUGACAUCUUUUUUUACAUGAUUGAUUCAAAAUAUCAGCCUGUAGGUGGUUUGUUAAGGUCAGUUAAAAACCUCAACAGCGCUCAUAUUAAGACAAGUGAAAGUAUUAGCUUGCCUAUUUAUAAGUCAGGCAAGGAUGCAGAUAUAAGUAAAGUCUCAAGCGGUUGA